AUACAUCAAUUAAUUAAAAUCCGGAAUUGCAUUGCAUUGCAGAAAUAAAAAAAUAUAAUAUUUUUAUUAUAUUUUUUCCGAACCCUGAUAAAUUCUCGUUAUUUUACUUACUAUACACCCGCCCUUUCACAUUUGAAAAAAAUUUCCUAUUAUAAAUAUUAUAAGCUAUUACAAAUAAAAAUGUAAUAAACUGUAAUAACUGUAUAAAAAUAGGCAUUCAAAGUAAUUAAAUUAACAAAUUCUAGAAGUAAAAUACAAAGUUUAACUUUUCUUCUAAAUGCUGAUGUACUGCUGAUAAUGAACAUACCUGUUAUCUUAUCAAGUCAUGUUAGUCCAUAAUGCUAACAUCAUCUUGAUGCGUCGGCCAAGUUGUUGCUAUAAAAUAGAUUGAGUGCGAGGGUAUAUUGACAAGUCAAAUUUGGUGAAGCACAUGAAUGAUGUGGAGUGAACGAACAAUUUGGUGGUGCAUUGUUUUUAUAUGCGUGAAACAGGGAGUUUCCCAGAAUGUUUCGAGCUUGAGUAAAGUGAGUGAAAACUGUGAAUCCGGAAAACGACAAGACUGUGCUGAUUGUCGCACAGUGAAAAUUUGUAGCUAUGAUCAAACCGUUUUAACAAGUUACAAAUGUCAAGAUGUGGAGCCCGAUAAGCCUUAUUGUGUCGGAAGUGGUAUAUGUUCUUCAGAUUAUGAUUCAGAAAGCGCUUGUGGUGUGGCAGAUGAUCUGUGUCCUUCAACAAAAGCUGGAUUUUAUCCAGACCCUUCCAACUGUACGCAGUAUAUUUAUUGUGAUGAGAAAAAAAUUGCAACGCCUGUGAGUUGUCUUGCUGCCAAUAAUGCCUAUAACCAUUCGUCUUCAUCGUGUUUCCUUCGAAAAGUGCUAGACGAUUGCUUCCAAGUGAAUUGUGAAUUGCUGCAAAAUCGUAAUAAAUGGUUUAUUUAUAAGCCAUUUCCUCAACUUUACUUCUUUUGCUCAAUGAGUGGCUUGCCUGUGAUGUUUGAAUGUCCUCGCGAAUUCGAGGUGUAUGAUGUGAAACUGCAACGAUGCAAGUUUGAAUGUCGAGAAAGUGGUCGUUUUCCGUAUCCGGGAGAUAACAAAAAAUACUACGAAUGUGUCUACGUUACACCUUUCAAGUUGGAAUUGUUCGAGCAGCGGUGUCCAUUGCAGCUUACAUAUGACGAAGAAAAAAGGAUCUGCAAUGUAAAGUGAAAUGACUAUCAAAUAAAUUGUGUUCACGGCUAAUAAACCUAACGUUACGAUACCUUCAUAAAAUGUUGUUGUUAGUUAAUAUAGCUAAUCUACAAUAUGGUGGUACAAUUGUUAAAUGGUAUCCGUUGAUUUAAUGUGCGUUGCACGGCACUAAAUAAACUAACAUUAUAUGAAUCUAUGUACAGGUCAUGAAGAUUUCACAAUAUAUCAUUCAUCAUUUUAACAAAGGAGCACCUUUCAUCUUCAAUUUACACCAUUCAAUAUUCUGAUUUCUAAAACCGCUUCCAUGUUUGUCAGAAUGAUUAGAAACAAUUCACACAUACUUAUUGUGCCAGAUUGCGAUGUAAAAGUAGGGCUGACGGCAUUUUCAACGCAAACACGCGGGCGAAUAAAUAGUGUUUGUAGCGCUUUUUCUGCUGAUUAGGUUUCAAUAUCAGAAAGCAUUCACAUCGUCAAUAACCAUGGUGAAAUAUAGAACGGUGUGCCUGUGCCUAAUGCUCGUGCUGGGUGCAUCAAAUGGGCAAGGCAUUUAUCCGGACUAUCUGGAUACAAAUAUUUUUGACCCGCAAAGCUCUUCUGAGGAAAUGAUAUCGCCGGAUAAUGACGUGCCAAGUUCAUUAUGGUACAGUACUUCAUACAGUUUACCACUCUCGCCACAAUUUAUAGAUAGAAACUUGACUGGAAGCUGUACUAAUACUUCCACAAUCGUGUGUACCGGAUGUCGACGCGUGCGCGUCUGCAUUCCAGGGAUCAGUGACCAGUCAUUGUUGCCGGAAAACAAUUGUCCCUCGGGCACGUACUGUAAUUCGAUCGAUGCUGGUACCAGAGGAGCAUGCCUGGCUACUGUAGAUCCCUUGUUUCCAGAGUGCAGAUAUACUACAGGAAUCGGCGAGGGUAAUGGAGCAAAUAGUGGCAACAAAGUUGGUUUACUUUGCACGGGAUUGGGAGUAUUUCCCGAUCCCCAGGAUUGCAUGAAAUUCCACUACUGUACAUCUGUUGGAAGCUACGCCCGGUUAUUCAAAUGUCCGUCGGGUUACGUAUAUAACUCGAAAAAGAAAACCUGCAGCAGAAACACUCGAUGUCAAACGGUACGAUGUCGUCCAAAUGGAAGAUCUAUAUUUAUACCGUUUCCGCAGGAUCCUACAUACUAUGCGUAUUGCAAUUACAACCGUCGCCGAAAUCGACCAGUGUUGAGGAACGUGGUGGUGUACAAAUGUACCGAAGGCUCGGAAUUUAAUUCAUUGUCUAACAGCUGCGUAUUUAAGUGCUCGAGGGAAGGUUUUUUGCCAAAACCCGGCGAUCCCACGAAAUUUUACUGGUGUCGAAGAGUUAGUGGCAAUUUGUUUGGGUAUGAGCAAGUGUGUCCAGGUUUGGGAUCUUUAUUUAGUGCCAAGCUUGGAAUUUGUUUACCACCACUUGUCACCACCACUACGGAGAUGUCGCAAAUGAUGAGUGAAAGUAGUUCCACUACUGAAUUAAUCGAUCAGCAAACAGAGAGUUCAAAUUUACCAACCGGGUCAGACGAACCAGUGCAGCUUCCUCCUUGGCCUCAAUGGUCCUCAUUUCCCGUAUCGUUGUAAUAUGUAAUGCUACCAUUGCGACAUUGACAAUAUAAAUGAAAUGAUGGAGGAUUCUGUCGUCUCAUCUAAUACCAAUUAUCUAGUCUGGACAGUUCCUCCGUUAGCAAGGAUUGACUAUCUGGAUGCUUAGUAAAAUAAGUCUAAUGAUCAAUGUCUAGUAUUUGCGCGCUAAAACCAUCAAGAAUUUAAAAAAAUAGAUUUAGUAGUGCUGCUCAUUUAAAUACUGUGAAAUAUUAUCAGUUUUUAUAUUCAUCACCAGAUUCAUUUGUUAUAUCUAUUAUCAUGGGUCAAGUGUACAAUACAGUAAAAAAAAUCUGAAUUCAAUUAUUUUGUGUAUGAUAUACGCUUAUGCUUACCACUUCUUUCUGAAAAAAGAUAAAAUAAAUAUGUUGUCGGAGAUUUACAAAAAACCACAAAAAAGAAAAGAGAAAUCUUGUUCCCGUAUUAUCUAUAAUUGGAGCGUGUUGUUGUAAAAUGAUUAAAUUGACUUAAACCUAUCGAUGUUAUGGAUAGUUUCUCUUAAAAAAGAAAUUCAAUGCAAUUAAUGCACGUUAUAAAAUUUGGGAACUAGAUAGACGUGGGUCAUACAAUUCAUUUCUCGAUCCGACCUGGAGUCGGUUUCGAGCCUGUUUUAAUAAAUUUCGACUCGGCGAUCCAGCGGGUGCGUUAGGUUGGAGUCGGAAACAAAUCCAACCGGCGGAUGCAACGUGUUCGGGUUGCGCUAAGGUAGGUUCAGUCUGACCCGUGUUUGCGUCCAACUGGUCAAAAAUGUACAGACGGUUUUACCUUACCGAACAGCACCAUAUUUUGUCGAAAUAUUACCACAUAAUUAUUAUAGUUACACCACCCAAUUAAAUUAAAUAAAUACGAAAAAAGAGCAAUAUUUUGGGAGAAAACAUUG
Messenger RNA from Anopheles coluzzii, 3686 nucleotides. RefSeq lists its product as uncharacterized. Lineage: Eukaryota; Metazoa; Arthropoda; Insecta; Diptera; Culicidae. The record is from RefSeq and is a predicted model, not a curated record. Gene Ontology annotation, molecular function: chitin binding. The transcript is spliced from 5 exons. Bases 1667 to 2785 code for a protein of 372 amino acids. Gene Ontology annotation, cellular component: extracellular region.